Brassica rapa (field mustard) is the source of this 797-nucleotide messenger RNA. Its product is annotated as protein LURP-one-related 10. NCBI's taxonomy places the organism in Eukaryota, Viridiplantae, Streptophyta, Magnoliopsida, Brassicales, Brassicaceae. The record is from RefSeq and is a predicted model, not a curated record.
UUACAUGACGAAGAAACGUACACAAUCUCAUUCUUAAUCAUCUUAUACAAGAAUCAGAAGAGAAAGAAAAAAAAGAUUUAAUAUGGCGAUCGUGGGCCCUAACUUUUGUGCACCGUAUCCGGUAGAGUUGGGAAUCGUACGAAAGGUGAUGACGAUAACAGAUGGUAACUUCGCCGUCACAGACGUUAACGGCAAUCUCCUUUUCAAAGUCAAGGAACCAUUGUUUAGUCUUUCGGACAAAAGGAUCUUACUCGACGCAUCAGACACUCCCAUUUUGACUUUGAAAGAAAAUAAGGUGAGCCUUCACGAUAGGUGGCAAGUGUUCAGAGGAAAGAGCACAGACCAAAAUGAUUUGGUAUUCACAUUGAAACGAUCGUCGAUGUUUCAGCUGAUUAAGCCAAAGCUAGAUGUUUUCUUGGCUCAUAAUAAGGAAAUGAAGGAAUGCGACUUCCAUGUCAAAGGGAGUUGGAUCGACCGGUCAUCUGUCAUCUAUGCUGGAAAAUCUGACGUCAUUGUUGCUCAGAUGCACAAGAAACAUACCGCACAGAGCAUAUUGAUAGGGAAGAGUAAUUUCUCGGUUACGGUUUAUCCGAACGUUGAUUAUGCGUUUAUAGUCUCUCUCAUUGUAAUCCUCGAUGACAUUAACCGAGAAGAUUCCGAAGACUAAACAAUUUUCUGAUAAAUGGUUCUUGAUUUAUACUAUUAUUAUAUGAAAGACAGCAUAUUUAAUUCUUGAUAUUUGUAAAAGUUUUAUAAAUUGCGUUUGAUAAUGAAUAUGAUAAAAAUAAUUUCAUGGA